Molecule: messenger RNA, 1755 nt
Organism: Brassica oleracea var. oleracea
Lineage: Eukaryota; Viridiplantae; Streptophyta; Magnoliopsida; Brassicales; Brassicaceae
Product: probable pectinesterase/pectinesterase inhibitor 17
Exons: 2
Coding region: 57-1589 (510 amino acids)
Biological process (GO): cell wall modification
Molecular function (GO): pectinesterase inhibitor activity; pectinesterase activity
Source: RefSeq, a predicted model, not a curated record
UUCAACAAUCAGUCUCAUCAUCCCAUUACCUUUAAACACAAACUUCAGGCCUUAUAAUGGCUUUUCGAGUUUAUAUUCUAACAUUUAUGUUCUUUUGCAUUUUCGUGGCAUCUACCGUUUCCGGGUACAACUCAAAAGACGUGAAAGCAUGGUGCAGCCAAACUCCAAACCCUAAACCAUGUGAAUAUUUCUUAACCCACAACUCAGGUCAAAAGCCCAUAAAAUCCGAGUCCGAGUUUCUCAAAAUCUCAAUGAAACUAGCUCUAGAGCGAGCCAUCCUCGCCAAAAGCCACACGUCUACACUAGGACCAAAGUGCCGUGACACACGUGAAAAAGCUGCAUGGGAAGAUUGUCUCAAACUCUACGACGUCACCGUCUCUAAAAUCAACGAGACCAUGGACCCAAACGUGAAGUGCUCGAGAACCGACGCGCAAACAUGGCUAAGCACGGCUCUAACCAAUCUCGACACUUGCCGAGCGGGGUUCUUGGAGCUAGGUGUUACAGAUAUCGUCCUUCCUCUGAUGUCAAACAACGUCUCAAAUCUUAUAUGCAACACACUCGCCAUUAACAAAGUUCCUUUCAACUACACCCCACCCGAGAAAGACGGGUUCCCUUCGUGGGUCAAACCCGGUGACCGGAAACUUUUGCAAAGCUCGACACCAAGAGAUAACGCGGUUGUGGCUAAAGAUGGGUCUGGUAAUUUCAGGACGAUUAAAGACGCGGUCAACGCUGCUUCAGGGAGUGGUAGGUUCGUGAUAUAUGUGAAGCAGGGCGUUUACAGUGAGAAUCUUGAGAUUCGGAAAAAGAAUGUUAUGUUGAGAGGUGAUGGUAAAGGGAGAACGAUUAUUACCGGAAGCAGAAGUGUUGGAGGAGGAUCCACCACGUUUAAUUCAGCUACAGUCGCGGCGGUCGGAGACGGCUUUAUGGCACGUGGAAUAACGUUUAGAAACACGGCGGGUGCAAGCAAUGAGCAAGCGGUGGCUCUAAGAUCCGGAUCGGAUCUAUCCGUUUUCUACCAAUGCAGCUUUGAGGGUUACCAAGACACACUCUACGUUCACUCCAACCGCCAAUUUUACCGUGACUGUGACGUUUACGGAACUGUCGAUUUUAUCUUCGGAAACGCAGCUGCCGUUCUUCAAAACUGCAACAUUUUCGCACGUCGUCCACGUAGUAAGACCAACACAAUCACCGCCCAAGGAAGAUCCGACCCGAACCAAAACACGGGCAUUAUUAUCCACAACUCCCGGGUCACAGCAGCUUCGGAUCUCCGACCCAUUUUGGGAUCCACCAAAACUUAUUUAGGUAGACCAUGGAGACAAUAUUCGAGGACUGUAUUCAUGAAGACUUCUCUCGAUAGCCUGAUUGAUCCACGUGGAUGGCUUGAGUGGAAUGGCAACUUCGCUUUGAGCACUCUGUUUUAUGCAGAGUUUCAGAAUACGGGUCCGGGUGCUUCCACUUCAGGUCGGGUCAAGUGGCCUGGAUUUCGGGUCCUUCGUUCUACCUCAGAGGCUUCAAGGUUCACUGUUGGUAGUUUUAUUGCUGGUAGCUCUUGGAUCCCAUCGAGCGUGCCGUUUACUUCUGGUCUCUAAAAGAAUAUAUCUGAUUGAAUAUUAAACCAUAUAUGAGAAUGAUGCAACGUCAUAUAUACAGAGAAAAAAUAUUGUUUCUCACAAUAUAUAAAUUGGAAAUUCCUGUAUAAUUAUAUAGUAGUUUCAUGUAACUUCGUUUUAUUCUUUAAAUAUAUUGUAUUCUGUA